Fundulus heteroclitus (mummichog) is the source of this 8157-nucleotide messenger RNA. RefSeq names its product laminin, gamma 1. The coding region runs from base 256 to 5088 and encodes 1610 amino acids. The record is from RefSeq and is a predicted model, not a curated record. The transcript is spliced from 28 exons. Gene Ontology annotation, molecular function: extracellular matrix structural constituent. Lineage: Eukaryota; Metazoa; Chordata; Actinopteri; Cyprinodontiformes; Fundulidae.
GCCUCGGAGCUGCGCAGUAGCGCACUGGGUGUAGUCUGGACUCCAGUCUUUUCCUGCUGGAGUUCUGGGUGCAUGGCGGAGGGCACAAAGAGCUGAGCGACCUCAGAGAACCAGAGAGCAGCAGCAGAGAGCCGGGCCAGAGCCGCGGAGCCCGGAGACACCAGAGGCUGCUGUUUUCCAGGAUCCUCCAGUCCAGGAUUGUUUCUGCGGGAAACUAACGGGAAAAAAGUUCGGGAAAGUUCUGGGAGAGUUCUGAUGGGCGUCUGGAGACCGAGCAGGAGGACGGGGCGGGCGGCCAGGAUGCAGGAUCUGAUCCGGGCUCUGGUGGCCUGCAGCUGGGUGGCCGCGCUCUGCGUCCGCGGCGCCAUGGACGAGUGCGCGGACGAGCAGGGCCGGCCGCAGCGCUGCAUGCCCGAGUUCGUGAACGCGGCCUUCAACGUGACGGUGGAGGCCACCAACACCUGCGGCUCCCCGCCGGAGGAGUACUGCGUCCAGACCGGGGCCACCGGGGUCACCAAGUCCUGCCACAUCUGCGACGCGCGGGACCCGCGGAACCACCACAACGCCGCGUACCUGACCGACUACAACAACCAGCAGGACGCCACCUGGUGGCAGAGCCAGACCAUGCUGGCGGGGAUCCAGUACCCCAACUCCAUCAACCUCACCCUGCACCUCGGUAAGGCCUUCGACAUCACCUACGUCCGCCUCAAGUUCCACACCAGCCGGCCGGAGAGCUUCGUCAUCUACAAGCGCAGCAGCGAGGGCGCCCCCUGGGUUCCCUACCAGUACUACAGCGGCUCCUGCGAGAAGACCUACAGGAAGCAGAACCGCGGCUUCAUCCGCACCGGCGGCGACGAGCAGGAGGCGCUCUGCACCGACGACUUCAGCGACAUCUCGCCGCUCACCGGGGGGAACGUGGCCUUCUCCACGCUGGAGGGCCGACCCAGCGCCUACAACUUCGACCACAGCCCCGUCCUCCAGGACUGGGUGACGGCCACAGACAUCAGAGUGACCCUGAACAGGCUCAACACGUUCGGAGACGAAGUCUUCAACGAUCCCAAGGUCCUCAAGUCCUACUACUACGCCAUCUCUGACUUCGCUGUGGGAGGAAGGUGCAAGUGCAACGGCCACGCCAGCGAGUGCGUGAGGAACAGCGGGGGACGGCUGGUCUGCGACUGCAAACACAACACCGACGGCUUCGACUGCGACGUCUGCAAACCGUUCUACAACGACCGGCCGUGGAGGAGGGCGACCGCCGACAAUGCCAACGAGUGUCUGCCCUGCGACUGUAACGGGAAGAGCUCUGAGUGCUACUUCGACGCGGAGCUGUACCGGGCCACGGGUCACGGAGGUCACUGCAGGAACUGCGCCGACAACACGGACGGGCCCAACUGUGAGCGCUGCCUGGACAACUACUACAGGGAGCAGAGCGCCGGCCGCUGCCUGCCCUGCUUCUGCAGCUCCAUCGGUUCUGAAUCUCUUCAGUGCAACAACAGAGGCACGUGUGCCUGUAAGCCCGGAGUGACGGGGGAGAAGUGUGACCGCUGCCAGCCGGGGUUCCACAGUCUGACGGAGGCCGGCUGCAGGCCGUGCACCUGCUCCCCGUCAGGCAGCACCCAGGAGUGCGACGUGAACACGGGUCAGUGCCGCUGUAAGGACAACGUGGAGGGCUUCAGCUGCGACAGAUGUAAGCCAGGGUACUUCAACCUGGACCCCAGCAACCCUCAGGGCUGCACCGCCUGCUUCUGCUUCCAGCACUCGUCGGUGUGUGAGAGCGCCGACGGCUACAGCGUCCACACCGUCAGCUCCACCUUCGACAGAGAUAACGAGGAGUGGGAGGCCCAGCAGCGGGACGGAGCCGCCGUCCCUGUCCAGUGGUCCUCCAGUGGACAGGAAGUCACCUUGAUAUCUGAGGACUACCAGCCCCUGUACUUUGUGGCCCCAGGGAAGUUCCUGGGCAACCAGAUGUUGAGCUACGGACAGAAGCUGAGUAUGAACUUCCGGGUGGAGCGGCGGGACGCCCGGCUGUCGGCCGAGGACCUGAUCCUGGAGGGCGCCAACAUGAGGGUGGCCGUCCCCCUCAUCGUCCAGGGCAACGCCUUCCCCAACGAGAACGUGCAGACCUUCGUGUUCAGGCUCUACAACCCGCCUGGAAACCCCUGGAGGCCUGUGGUCAGCGACUCGGACUUCCAGAAACUUCUCCAUAACCUCACGGCUAUCAAGAUCCGGGGCACCUACAGCGAGAGGAGUGCUGGCUACCUGGACGACGUCUCCCUGGUGACGGCCAGAAGGGGCCCCGGUGUGGCGGCUCGCUGGGUGGAGCAGUGCACGUGUCCCCCGGGUUACCAGGGCCAGCACUGUGAGCAGUGCACCCUGGGAUACCGCCGCGCCCAGCCGGAGCUCGGAGCCUUCAGCUCCUGUGAGAUCUGCAACUGCCAUGGACACAGCGACAGCUGCCACCCCGACACUGGUGCGUGUGACUGUCGGGACAACACUGCCGGGUUGAGCUGUGAGCGCUGUAAGGACGGGUUUUACGGCAACGCCACUCAGGGCACGGCGGGCGACUGUCAGCCGUGUCCCUGCCCCCCUGGAGCCACCUGCGCUGUGGUGCAUAAAACCAGCGAGGUGGUUUGUACCAACUGUCCCGCUGGAACCACAGGUAAGCGCUGUGAGCUCUGUGACGACGGGUUCUUCGGAGACCCUCUGGGUCAGAACGGGCCGGCCCGGGCCUGCCGCGCCUGUCAGUGCAGCAACAACAUCGACCCCAACGCCGUCGGCAACUGCAACCGCGAGACCGGAGAGUGCCUCAAGUGCAUCUACAACACCGACGGCUUCUUCUGCGACCGCUGCAAGGCCGGUUUCUACGGCAACGCCCAGGCGUCCAACCCCGACGACAAGUGCAAACCCUGCUCCUGCUCCCCGCUGGGCACCGUGGACCAGCAGACCAGCUGUUCUCAGGUCACCGGCCAGUGUACGUGUCUCCCCAACGUGGCUCAGCGCGACUGCAGCGCCUGCCUGCUGGGAUACUUCAACCUGCGGAGCGGCAACGGCUGCGAGCGGUGUGACUGUAAUCCCAUCGGCUCCACCAGUGGUGAAUGUGACAUCUUUAGCGGACAGUGCGAGUGCCAUCCCGGCGUCACGGGGCUGCACUGCGAUCGCUGCGAGGUCAACUUCUUCAGCUUCAGCUCCUCUGGAUGCAAACCGUGUGACUGUGACCCUGAAGGCUCCCUGUCAGGCCAGUGUAAGGAGGACGGUCGGUGCGAGUGCCGGCCCGGCUUUGUUGGAGCUCGGUGCGACAUGUGCGAGGAGAACUACUUCUACAACCGGUCGGUGCCAGGCUGCCAGCAGUGUCCGUCCUGCUACAGCCUGGUCCGGGACAAGGUGAACCAGCAGAGACAGAAGCUCCAAGAACUCCAGAGUCUGAUAGAUAACCUGGGCUCUGGCCAGGAUACCGUCAGUGAUAAGGCCUUUGAGGAACGACUGAAGGAGGCAGAAAAGGCCAUCAUGGAGCUGCUGGAGGAGGCUCAGAACAGCAAAGAUGCAGACCGAGAUCUGCUGGAGCGUCUGAAAGGCCUGAACAACACUUUGACCACGCAGUGGAACCGUCUGCAGAGCAUCCGCAACACGGUGGACGACACCAGCUCUCAGGCAGACCGAGCCCGCGACAGAGUCCGGGACGCCGAGGGCCUGAUUGACCGCGCCCGGCAGGAGCUGGCCAAGGCCAAGGAGGCUGUCAGUAAAGUGGACAUCAAACCUACCGGCGAGACUGGAGAGCCCAACAACAUGACGCUGCUGGCUGAAGAGGCUAGACGCCUCGCCGACAAGCACAAAAUGGACGCCGAUCAGAUCGAGAAGAUCGCCAAAGACGCCAAUGACACGUCGACCAAAGCCUACAACCUGCUGCUGAAGACUCUGGAUGGAGAGAGCAAGAUGGGCGAUGAGAUUGACAAGCUCAACAAGAUGUACAACGACGCAAAAGACAAGGCCAAGGAUCUGGAGAAACAGGCCGACAAGGUCCAGGCCGAGGCGGAGGAGGCUGGGGACAAAGCUCUGAAGCUGUUCGCCAACCUGACCAGCCUCCCGCCGUUCGACACCAAGACCCUGGAGGAUGAGGCCAAAAAGAUAAAGAAAGAGGCGUCGGACCUGGACAAUCUGAUAGACAAGACAGAACGGGAGUACAACGACCUGCGGGACGACCUCAAGCCAAAAGAGCUGGAGGUCCGGAAGCUGCUGGAGAAAGGAAAGAGCGAGCAGCAGACCGCAGAUCAGCUGCUGGCCCGGGUCGACGCCGCCAAAGCUCUCGCCGUGGAGGCGGCAAAGAAGGGCCAGUCGACCUUCAAAGAAGCAGAGAGCAUCCUGGAGGACCUCCGAGACUUUGACAAGAGGGUCAACGACAACAAGACGGCAGCAGAGGAAGCCAUGAAGAAGAUCCCCUACAUCAACGCCACCAUCAUGGCAGCCAACGAGAAGACGCGGCAGGCGGAGGAGGCGCUUGGGAACGCUGCUGCCGACGCUGGAGACGCCAAGAGGAAAGCUGAAGAAGCUGAGAAGAUCGCAGGCAAUGUCCAAACGAGUUCAGCUAAGACCAAGGAGGACGCAGAGAAGGCUCUGCAGGACACCAGCAAGCUGGAGAAAGACGUGAACAGCAUGAUGGAUCAGCUGAACGAGGCAGAGGAGGAGCUGAAGAGGAAGAAGGAUGAGGCCGACAGCGACAUGAUGAUGGCUGCCAUGGCGUCAGAUAAUGCGAAGCAGGCCGAGGACAACGCUCGCAAGGCUAAGAGUACGGUGAAGACGGUGCUGAAGAUCAUCCUGGACCUGAUGGAUCAGCUGGGAAACCUCGACAAAGUGGACCUGAGCAAACUGAACCGGAUCGACGAGUCUCUGAAGCGCGCCAAGGACAAGAUGGCCGGCAGCGAGCUGGACAAGAAGCUGGCGGAUCUGAACGAUGUGGCGAGCACGCAGAAGGAGAUGAUCGACGACUACGAACGGCAGAUCCGAGAGAUCCGCAGCGACAUCGCCAACCUCAACGACAUCAAGAACACGUUACCCGAGGGCUGCUUCAACUCGGCGGCGCUGGAGCAACCUUAGCCCCGCCCACCUCCUCCGUACGCCCCGCCCCUUCACUCACAUCUAACACUCCGGCAAACUUGCUGACUUGUACCAAAACAGUUCUUGUUCUCAGAUUCUUUGCCAACAUUUCAGCCGCUCCCAGCAUAAAGGCAGCUGCUGGUGACGGCGGCGGCGUUACGAUGAACUCCGCGGCGCAGAGACGCCGUGCAGCGAGGUGGACAGACCUCAGAGAGUCAACCAGAACCACAAACCCGACGCGACUGCAGCCACACAGGGAGUUCCCUGGCGCCUCGCCAUAAUUUUGUCUUCAACAUUUCAGAACACGUGAAGGAAUUCUCCGAUCCUCAUCCCGAAGCUACGCUCUCGACACGGACAGCGGGGAAAACGUCUCAAAGCUUCUCCUCUGCAGUAUUCACGCCUCCAGCAGGGGGCAGUCUUUGGUAAAGUCAAACAAAAACUCGGCCGCAGGAAGCUGCCAAAGUCCGAGAGACAUGAAAUCAGAACCUAACUGCUUUUCAUUUACAAUCUUCCAGAAUUUAACCAGAAUUUAAGAAGAAGAAGAAACGGCCUUUUUCAUCACAGACAGAAGCUCAAAACCUCCCAAGAGCAGCCAAAACGUCCCAGAUAAUUGAAUAAGAGUUUAAAAGCAGCUUCAUAAUUUCAGCCUCAAACCUGUUUCAUCCACACUGAAAAACGUGGAGAAACAUUUCAAAGGUUUACUUCAGAUGAACUGCAAUAGGCCUGCCUAAAAUCAAGGUCAUAGUCCAGGUCCAGUUUCUAUGAAUUUACCAUUAAUAUGCUGCACCUUUUACUCGCUCAAAUUUAUCUUUACCAGCAGUUCUCUGGCUUUCUGAAGGUCUUAUAGAGCUUUUCUUUGGAUUUAUGCUCCAGUUUUAAAUGAUCUACAGUUUCAAAAGCAGGUUUUAGGCUCGGAGAAUUUUCUACCAAGAAACACAUUUUCAUUUUUAGAGAAUAACUAAAAUCACCAUGAUAAGUUUGUGUUAGCUCACUGAGGCUAAUAAUAGCAUUCCAGUCCUCCGAGGUUGUUUUGUUGGUACGCCUUAAAUGCACAACCGAUGUUAGCAUGCUAACAACAUGCUAACAUGCUAACACCGCCAUCAGCACAGGAGACAUCCGAACUCUGAAUUAGUUAGCAUAUUAAGAUGAACUCAAAACAUUUUCUUUAAGAUGCUAAUGCAAGUUUUAACUUCAACAUGCCCACAUUUGUUAGUUAUUGCUAAAGCUACUACUAGCAUAACAUUUUCAUCAGUAUUUACUGCUCAGUUUUAGUAGAUAAUCAUUUAUAUAAAGAAUGAGUUGGCUCAUCUACCAACAGUAAUUCCAGCGUAUAGUUUCCUGGAUUUAAUAAGUAGUGUCGCUAACAGUAGCCUACUUCUGGUGUCUGUGCUCGAAAUACUUGGAUUGGUACUGAAAGGGCCUCGAAGUUAGUAAACUUUUAAAGCUCACCUACUGGGCUGGAGUUUGUGCCUCAGUGAUACCAAAGUGGCAGAAAUAAGUGAAUAAACAGAGAUGCUAUUAAAUGGCAAUUUUAAAACUUUUUUUCCCUAUAAGUAGUGGAAAAUGUGUGUUAAAAUUCCAGCUAUAGUAAAGGAGCAUCUCUACUUUCAAGCAGCUUGCUAGUUAGCCUUAGCAUGCUAAGCUAGCAGACUCUUGUUGACUCAGGCUGCACAGCUUUUUUUUGGACUGCAAACAUUUCUAGAGGACUAAAGAAACCAAUAGCAUUUUUGUCAUGUAUAAAAAACUCGUUAUAACAGCUGACUUGGGGAAAAAGCAGGAAGUUUAUUCAGAUGCUUUUCCUGCAUAAAACAAAAGCAGUUUGAGCUGCUGAUGAGGAGAGACUGGGAUGUCUGGGUUUCCCUCCUGGACAUGUUGACCCGAUCUCAGUGAACGGAUUUAUUCUGACUCUGGCUGCAAUGUGGCUGACAACAAGUUUCACUCAGCGUGUUUCUUAGUGUUGCAGUUAGAGCCUGGAUUGGACAGAUGUUAGCAGGUUCCAGGGCAGAAGGUAAAAUCCCCCAAAGUAUAGAGAAAACCCUGAACUUCAUAGAGCCUGGAGAACGAUCAAUCCAGGCACCUUAGCAGAAGGAGAACUAGAACAUGUGGGAUGAAUCAGGCGUUCAGGGACUUCUGUCUGUGGUGGAAACCUGGGAUUAGAGAACCUGCACUGAACGUGUUGGGAAACAGCCCAAGCUUCCUGACACCAGAUGAAAUGCUCUCUAAGGUUGUUUCCUGGUGGAUGAUGUUGGAUCUUUUGUGUGUAACAUCAGGUUGUGAUCCAUGAAAUGCCAGCUUUCAGGACUUUGGCAGCUCCUGCCGGCUCAUUUCGGCUCUUAAAGGCGGUUCCCGCGCUGCGACGCCUCACGUUUGCCUCCUCUCCACAUCCAGACACUAUGCAACUUUGUACAUUCUGCGUAGCGAGAGUUUUAUCUGAUACACUGGUGCUAAUAAUUAUUUCAAAUGUUCUAUUUUUGAGUGAAUGUUUUUUAUUAUUAUGAGUUAGAGCGAGGAGUUUAUUAUGUGUGUAAAUAAGUGAUUGGCUGAAUUUAUCCCGAGCAGCCUCAUUAUGUUUGAUCACAAUCAAUCAACGGAAACCUCUGAAAAUAUAUCCUCUAUCAUAACGUCUGUGGUAUGUUAUUAUAAUUGUUAUAAUUAUUAUCUCUGCUUGCUUGUAUACAGGGCUGAGAGCUGCUGCCUCACACCGUUACUGUUUGUGUUGAUUCUUUGUGGGUUUCCAGGAUCUAAACUGAAUAUCUGGGUUUUUUACCGCUCCACCAGCCAGGACGAGGCAACAAGCGCCCUCAUGUGUGGUUUUAUUCCCGUUUGUGCCUUAAAGGAGAGCAGCCGGUGCCUCUGCAGUGUCCACGCUCUCACUAAGCGGUCCCAGCUGUUUCAGGGACCCGUCUGUCCUGCAGCCUGUGCAGCUCCCGGCUCUGGGCUCAGUGUUCUAAGUUAUACGGCUGGAGCUGCUCAGCCUGCAGGCUUCCUGCCAGGUUCCUGCUCUGAUCUCACCUGCCUGUAAACCCAAACCUAACCUCUCAGUAAUAAAAACAAACUACUACAGGAGUC